Messenger RNA from Jatropha curcas, 1424 nucleotides. Its product is annotated as trans-resveratrol di-O-methyltransferase. The record is from RefSeq and is a predicted model, not a curated record. Lineage: Eukaryota; Viridiplantae; Streptophyta; Magnoliopsida; Malpighiales; Euphorbiaceae. Gene Ontology annotation, molecular function: protein dimerization activity; O-methyltransferase activity.
CCAACGUCCUUGUAUAAGUUGUCUAUCUUUAGGGCCGUCUCUUUUCUCAGACCUCAUUUGUUUCCACCAAAAGAGACGUGUUCUUUCCAUUUCAUCGAUCUCUAAGGAUAGAGGGAACUGAAAGUUAUGGAUUCUACUCAUAGCCAGAAAGCGAGUGAAAUUUUGCAAGCCCAAGUUCAUUUGAUUAAUCAUAUGCUUAACUACAUGAAUUCCAUGGCACUUAAGUGUGCAGUUCAGCUAGGCAUACCGGACAUACUUCACAGCCAUGGCAAACCCAUCACCCUUCCUGAGUUAUUGUCAGCUCUUCACAUCCCUCCAACCAAACUGAGUAAUAUGUACCGGCUCAUGCGAAUGCUGGUAUUCUCAGGCUUCUUUUCUACUACUAAGGUUCUUAAUGGUCAAGGAGAUGGACAAGAAGCUUAUGUUCUAACACCAUCUUCUAGGCUUCUUGUUAAGGGUAACCCUAAUUGCUUGGCACCCUUUGUUAAUUCAUUGCUUAAGGCGGAAUUUGUAUCUCCAGGGCAUCUUUUGGGAGAUUGGUUUCAAGGAAAUGAGCUCACCGUGUUUGAAAAGGCACAUGGAAUGGCAUUUUGGGAAUAUAAUGAAAGAAAACCUGAAUUUAACCAGCUUUUUAAUGAAGCAAUGGCUUGUGAUUCUCGGAUGAUGAACUUGGUCAUUAGAGACUGCAAGCAAAUUUUUGAAGGAGUAAAUUCACUGGUUGAUGUGGGAGGCGGAAAUGGAUCGCUUGCGAGGAUCAUAUCCGAGGCAUUCCCUGAUAUGAAAUGCACUGUCCUUGAUCUUCCACAAGUUAUUGCUAACUUAGAAGGCACUAAGAACUUGAGUUAUGUUGGAGGUGAUAUGUUUAAGCAUAUCCCUUCAGGAGACUGCAUCAUACUUAAGUUAAUUUUGCAUGGUUGGAGUGAUGAUGAAUGCUUGACAAUAUUGAAGAAAUGCAAAGAAGCAAUUUCAAGCAAAGGGAAGGGAGGAAAGUUGGUCGUUAUAGAUUUGGUGAUCAAUGAGAAGAAAGAUGAGCCUGAAUUAACUGAAACAAAGCUCCUUUUUGACAUGCUGAUGAUGUCUGUGACUUGUGGAAGAGAGAGAACCGAGAGAGAAUGGGAAGGACUAUUCUUGAAGGCCGGUUUCAGUCACUUCAAGAUAACACCCUUGCUUGGUUUAAGGUCCCUGAUUGAGGUUUAUCCUUGAGACUGAAGUAAAGUUUAGUAAUCUUAAUAUGAAUGUUGAAAAAAAAAAAAAUUAUCCUCUGUAAGGCAAGACAUGACUAUGAUUUCAUAAGCCAAAUUGCCAAAUUGCCAAAUUUGUAUGCUUGUUGAAUUUUCUUCUUCUUAACCAUUAAGCAUAAACUAAUGGUUCAGAGUGUAUUGUCUUGGAUUCAGAAUUAAUAAUUGUAUUCUAACAUAUACCAA